AUUUUCUUCCGGCUGAUUCUUAGAUUGUUGCGGAGUAGCUCGCAGCAUUGCGCAAUGUUUCGUGCCCUCACUUUACUGAAAGAUAGGGCUGUUGGAGGUGGUGCAGCAUUUACGGCAAAGAGAUGGAUGCAUGUAGCCCUGGUUGGUGCAGGUGGGAUACACUUUGGUUCUCCUGAAGGGCCCUGGAAUCAUGCUGCCAGGCUGCAAGAGAUUCCUGGGGUCUCCUUUUCAGCAGUGGUGGACCCGAAUGUGGAACUUGCACAAGCGCGUAUCGACAAAUGCCGACAAGGUCCACGGGGGGAGCUUUGGAAGAACACGCAGGCCCUUGCCAGCCACAGAGAUCUUCUGACGGGCCCAUCCGUGCGGCCUGACGCUGUCUUCAUCGGGGUGCCCCCAGUCUUUCAUGGCUCCCUCCACGACCCCUCCGCCCGCAUCGAGCUCGACCUCGCGCGUGCGGGCGUCCACUUCUUUGUGGACAAGCCGCUGAGCGUCCGGCCGUCCGAAGAAGUGCGCCAGCUGGCGCGGGAGCUCGAGGCUCUGCGGCGGGAGAAGGGCCUCGUCAUGAGCGUCGGCUACAUGCUACGCUACUCGCCCGCGGUGACCGCCGCCAAGAAGAUCCUGGCUGAAGUCGGCCGCCCCCCCGCCGCCAUCGUCGCCCGGUACGCGUGCGCUUACUCCGAGAUCCGGAAGCGGGAGUGGUGGGACGUCACCCAAAGCGGGGGCCCCGUAGUCGAGCAGGGCACGCAUUUUCUGGACCUCAUGCGCUUUUUCGGGGGGGAGGUGCGGCACGAAACGCUGGGGGGGGUUGCGGUGGGGCCCGAGUACCCGCUGUCGGACAUGCCGGCCGCCCCCGGUGGGGAGCAUCAGGUGCCCCGGGAGCGUCGGAUCAACCGGGCCACCGCCGCCACCUUUUUGUUCGAGAGCGGGGCCGUCGGUUCAUUCACUCACACCAUUGUUCUCAACGGGGCCGCGUUUUUCACCGAGAUCGACAUCUUUGCUGACGGCUUGCACGUCAUCAUCUGUGACCCGUACGCGGACGCGCGGGUCAGGGUGCGCCAUCCGGGCCGGGAGGAUUACCAAGAGGUCGCCGUGGAUCGGACGGUUGACAUGUAUUACGAAGAGCUCGCGGCGUUCGUCAGAGCAGUUCAGACCGGGGAAACGUCGGGGGUAAGGAGCCCUUACAGCGAUGCAGCUAAAACCUAUGAGUUGAGUCAGUGCGUUGCUUCUCGGUGCGAGUCCGGCGAUUUGCAAGCCGACGGCAGCUUGCCUGCUGCAAUGAAAACAACGGAACCUUAGUGAAGCAGGCCUGUCCAACUCCAUCAUAAAUUGCGCUUUAACCACGUGCAACAAUGUGGCACAAUUAUGCAAUGAUUCGCCCUGCAUGAGGGAUCCCUCUU
This is a messenger RNA of Klebsormidium nitens, 1397 nucleotides long. NCBI's taxonomy places the organism in Eukaryota, Viridiplantae, Streptophyta, Klebsormidiophyceae, Klebsormidiales, Klebsormidiaceae. The record is from the annotation of a GenBank genome assembly.